Austrofundulus limnaeus is the source of this 2548-nucleotide messenger RNA. Its product is annotated as macrophage mannose receptor 1. The record is from RefSeq and is a predicted model, not a curated record. Bases 865 to 2211 code for a protein of 448 amino acids. The transcript has 8 exons. NCBI's taxonomy places the organism in Eukaryota, Metazoa, Chordata, Actinopteri, Cyprinodontiformes, Rivulidae.
UUAUUGAAAAAAUUUUCAAAUCUCAUUUGUUUUUCUUUUUAGCAGAUGAACCAUUUUGUUAGUAUUUACUUACCCACACACCCGCCUAUCUACCCACCCAUUCACUCAUCCAUUCAGUCGUUUACUUGUCCAUCAGCCUCUCUGUCCAUCCAUUUAUACAUUGCCUCUUUAAUAAAUACCUAAUCUUGGUGUUUUGUUAAAUGGUAAAAUUAGUUUUAUUUUCCAUUUUAUGUCUAUAAUGUACUGACUAUGUUGUAAAAACUAAUUUGUUUUUAUUUUGGAUUUAUUUUGCAGGAUGAACGUGACGUAAGUAGUUCUUAAAAUUAUGUCUGUCUUUCCGUAUGGCACUAAGUGUUAAAAACCGACUAAAGUAACAACAAUAAAAUAAAUAUUUGUGGGGGGAGUUUAACACCACUGCCCUUAAGUAAAAAGGCACAUGAAGCAGGAUAUCAGGAGAGUUAACUUGUCUAGCAUGGUUCUUGCAAAUAAAGCUCAUGCUUUUUUGUAGAUGUUCAUAAGACUUUGUAACAUCUGCUGGUUGAAGAAGCCGAGCUAGUGGUGAAGGAGGUGACUUUGGGUCUCUGUGAUCUGAGUGGAGUUCUGAUCACAGAGGCGAAUACAGUUCAGACCGCAGCACUUUAGGUGAACCUGUAAUUUUACUGGCCKGAAAAUUUAUGCAAGAAAGUUUUAUUCUCAUUUUAUUCUAUGUUUGGGUAAUAGUGUCAAUUAAGUGAGCCAUCAGGAUCAUGUUAUCUGCAUAAAAAKGGCCGUUCUCCCAGCAUUUACAAGAAACAUUGCACAUUAGAAUGUGGUAUUAAACUCAACUCUCUGRAGAUCUGUUUUUACAACCAGCAUCAUAAUGUGAUGUCAAUGCACGUAGAAGCUUUUGUAUCUUCUACAUUAAUGACAUUUUUCUUCUUUUUUGAUUCACAGUAUAUGUAUCAGGAAAAAUGUGCUGUGAUAAAUACUAACCCUUCAUUAGGUAUUGGCAAAUGGAUACCCAAGUCCUGCAAUGACACUAAUGGAUUUAUAUGCCUGCAAAAAAUUGACUCAUCACUCCCGGUUUCCCCUGAACCAACACCUUCUAGCAACUAUAUCAAAAUACUCAAUGACUCCAUAAAACUUGUUCCUAAAAACAUGAGCUGGGAUGAAGCAAAGAAGCACUGUGAAGAUGAUGGUGCAAAUCUGGCCAGCGUGCGAUCUGAGUGGACACAGGCUUACAUUGAACUACUGGCUUUGAAUCUCAAGAGUCCUCUAUGGAUUGGACUCAACAAAGCUCAGACAAAUGGUUAUUUCAAAUUUGUCGAUGGCUGGUUCUUAAAAUUUACUAACUGGGAUAGAUAUGAACCAAARAGUUUUAGAAAUUGUGUCUUUGUGGAUGUGGAUGGGAAAUGGAAAACUAGUGACUGUAAUCAGACCAUCAGCAGUGUUUGCAUGAAGUCUACAGAUGUGCCACCCACUGACAAAACAGCAGAUUUUCCAGGAGUUUGUCCUGAAGACCCAUAUGAAAUAUUUUCGUGGCGCAAAGUUUCAUGGAAACCAUUUAGGGGUUACUGUUAUUUAUUUAUUUCUGAGCAAAAAUCAUGGUCAGAUGCAUCAGUCAGUUGUAUAGAACAUGGUGGAAUGCUUGUAAGCAUUGAAGAUACCUUUGAACAACAAUUUAUUAAAAGGAACAUCGAAAUAUUUCAAGACAGCCACCCAUCUUAUUGGCUUGGCCUCUUUACAACUAAAAACGGAGUGUGGCAGUGGUUGGAUAAAACAGUUUUGGAUUACACUAACUGGCAUUCAGAUGACAUUGAAUCUCUCAGCUUUGGAAGAUCUUCCCACCGUUGUAGAAUUAGCACAUCAGAUGGGAAGUGGAUAAAGGACAGGGGAUGGAUGGAGAGACCAUACAUCUGUAAAACAGCAAAAGUGUUAACAGACACCCUAUCACCAUCAUCUGUUUCCCCAAAUAUUGGAUCAAAUCCUUCUGGACGUGGCCACAUCAUUUUGGCAGUUGUGCUUGUCAUCGCUGGGCUUGCAGCUGGGACAGUUGUUGCCCUCUUCUUUUUCAAGAAGUCUGGUCAUUACUUACCCAUCCAUAACAGGUUAACYAACUUUGACAACCCACUCUUCUUUGGCAACAACCGGACACAGUCUGGUUUGGUGGACAGCAAAACACUGGUAGAAAAUGCAGAUGAAGAAAAUACUUUACCUGUGGUAAAUAUGUGAAUUAUUAAACAACACAAAAACCACAGAAUGUAGGAAACAUUUUGUAAAUAGAUACAUUGUGCUAUCAUGGACGCAAACAGUGUUUUAAUAACUUGACCAAAAUUGAGCAAAAAAAAAAAAAAAAUUCUUGGGAGAAAAGCAACAGAAAGGUCAAUAAACUGCAUACUACAAAACUGUUUCUUUUGCGGUACAAUAUAACAAGUUCCUUUCAAAAAUCUGAAAUUCACUGCUUUUCUACACUGAGUAAUUAGUUUUCACAAAGUCGUUGAAACAAAUUAAAACUGUUUUUUUAUUAUUAUGACUCCGAUAUUAAUCCUCAAUAAACCCAAUGGCUGUU